AGGCCCGGAAGCGUUCCCUGUCACAAAGGGGGGAACACGUGGGAGGCGACUUCCCGGGCCACGGUCUCUAGGAGCUAGAGUCAUCCGGAGAGCCGCCCAUCGUCGCCACCCGUCCGACUCCUCCGCCCCGCCGUCCGGCUGGUCCAGCCGCAGCCGGCGCCUGGCUGUGAGGUGGACUCCCGCCCGGGUCUGACCCUCUCCCGCCAGUUUUCCACCUCGUUCAGAUCCCCUCAACUAUGUCCAUCCUCUACGUCUCCCCUCACCCGGACGCCUUCCCCAGCCUCCGAGCCCUCAUAGCCGCUCGCUAUGGCGAGGCUGGGCAGGGUCCCGGAUGGGGAGGAGCCCACCCUCGCAUCUGUCUCCAGCCGCCCCCGACCAGCAGGACUCCCUUUCCCCCACCCCGUCUGCCAGCCCUGGAGCAAGGGCCGGGGGGGCUCUGGGUGUGGGGGGCCACGGCUGUGGCCCAGCUGCUGUGGCCCGCAGGCCUGGGGGGGCCUGGGGGUAGCCGGGCAGCUGUCCUCGUUCAACAGUGGGUCAGUUACGCCGACACGGAGCUAAUACCAGCUGCCUGUGGGGCCACGCUGCCUGCUCUGGGACUUCGAAGUUCCACACACGACCCCCAGGCUGUGCUGGGGGCCCUGGGCAGGGCCCUGAUCCCCUUGGAGGAGUGGCUUCGGCUGCACACCUACCUGGCAGGGGAGGCCCCUACUCUGGCUGACCUGGCGGCUGUCACAGCCUUGCUGCUGCCUUUCCGAUACGUCCUCGAUCCACCUGCCCGCCAGAUCUGGGGUAAUGUAACUCGCUGGUUUCUCACGUGUGUCCGACAGCCAGAGUUCCGGGCCGUACUGGGAGAAGUGGUUCUAUUCUCAGGGGCCAGGCCUCUCUCUCAACAAUCAGAAUGUCAGAAUCACUGGGACAGGGGCCUGGAGGAGGGGAGAGUAAGGUGGGAGGACCGCCUGGGCUCUGAGGUCCCUGCAGCCCCGAAGACAGCUGCUCAGCUUAAGAAAGAGGCAAAGAAACGGGAAAAGCUAGAGAAAUACCAACAGAAACAAAAGAUCCAACAGCAGCAGCCACCUCCAGGGGAGAAGAAACCAAAAGCAGAGAAGAGGGAAAAACGGGAUCCUGGGGUCAUUACCUAUGACCUCCCAACCCCACCUGGGGAAAAGAAAGAUGUCAGUGGCACCAUGCCCGACUCCUACAGCCCUCAGUAUGUAGAGGCUGCCUGGUACCCUUGGUGGGAGCAGCAGGGCUUCUUCAAGCCAGAGUAUGGGCGUCCUAAUGUAUCAGCACCAAAUCCCCGAGGUAUCUUCAUGAUGUGCAUCCCACCCCCCAACGUGACAGGCUCCCUGCACCUGGGCCACGCACUCACCAACGCCAUCCAGGACGCCCUGACCCGAUGGCACCGCAUGCGAGGUGAGACCACCCUGUGGAACCCUGGCUGUGACCAUGCGGGCAUCGCCACCCAGGUGGUGGUGGAGAAGAAACUGUGGCGCGAGCAGGGGCUGAGCCGGCAUCAGCUGGGCCGAGAGGCCUUUCUACAGGAGGUCUGGAAGUGGAAGGAGGAGAAAGGUGACCGGAUUUACCACCAGUUAAAGAAGCUUGGCAGCUCCUUGGACUGGGAUCGAGCCUGUUUCACCAUGGACCCUAAACUCUCUGCGGCCGUGACCGAGGCUUUUGUCCGGCUUCACGAGGAAGGCGUCAUCUACCGCAGUACCCGCCUCGUCAACUGGUCCUGCACCCUCAACUCCGCCAUCUCUGACAUUGAGGUGGACAAGAAGGAGCUAACAGGUCGCACGCUGCUCUCUGUGCCUGGCUACAAGGAGAAGGUGGAGUUUGGGGUCCUUGUGUCCUUUGCCUACAAGGUCCAAGGCUCAGACAGCAACGAGGAGGUGGUGGUGGCAACAACUCGGAUCGAGACAAUGCUGGGAGAUGUGGCUGUAGCUGUGCACCCUAAAGAUCCCAGAUACCAGCACCUGAAGGGGAAAAGCGUGGCCCACCCGUUCCUGCCUCGCAGCCUCCCCAUUGUCUUUGAUGAAUUUGUGGACAUGGAGUUUGGCACAGGUGCGGUGAAGAUCACCCCAGCACACGACCAGAACGACUAUGAGGUUGGGCAGCGGCACGGGCUGGAGGCUGUGAGCAUCAUGGACGCCCGUGGGGCUCUUGUCAACGUGCCCCCACCCUUCCUGGGUCUGCCCAGGUUUGAGGCCAGGAAGGUGGUGCUGGCAGCAUUGAAAGAUCGGGGACUGUUUCGUGGCAUCAAGGACAACCCCAUGGUGGUGCCACUGUGCAACCGGUCUAAGGACGUGGUGGAGCCUCUGCUGCGGCCACAGUGGUACGUGCACUGUGGGGAGAUGGCCCAGGCCGCCAGCGCCGCUGUCACCCGGGGUGACCUCUGCAUCUUGCCUGAGGCCCAUCGACGGACAUGGCAUGCCUGGAUGGACAACAUCCGGGACUGGUGCAUUUCCCGGCAGCUGUGGUGGGGCCAUCGCAUCCCAGCCUACUUCGUCACCGUCGAUGACCCAGCAGUACCCCCUGGGGAGGACCCUGACGAGCGUUACUGGGUGAGCGGACGCAACGAGGUGGAGGCCCGGGAGAAGGCAGCCAAGGAGUUUGGAGUGGCCCCUGACAAGAUCAGUCUCCAGCAAGACGAGGACGUAUUGGACACCUGGUUCUCCUCCGGCCUCUUCCCCUUCUCUAUCUUGGGCUGGCCCAACCAGUCAGAAGAUCUGAGCGUGUUCUACCCGGGGACACUGCUGGAGACAGGCCACGACAUCCUCUUCUUCUGGGUGGCCCGGAUGGUCAUGCUCGGCCUGAAGCUCACUGGCAGGCUGCCCUUCAGAGAGGUCUACCUCCACGCCAUCGUGCGGGACGCUCACGGCCGGAAGAUGAGCAAGUCUCUAGGCAACGUCAUCGACCCCCUGGAUGUCAUCCACGGAGUCUCCCUGCAGGGCCUCCAUGACCAGUUACUGAAUAGCAACCUGGAUCCCAGCGAGGUGGAAAAGGCCAAAGAAGGGCAGAAGGCGGACUUCCCGGCGGGGAUUCCUGAGUGUGGCACCGAUGCUCUCCGGUUUGGGCUGUGCGCCUACACGUCCCAGGGUCGUGACAUCAACCUGGAUGUGAACCGGAUAUUGGGUUACCGCCACUUCUGCAACAAGCUCUGGAAUGCCACCAAGUUUGCUCUGCGCGGCCUUGGGAAGGGUUUCGUGCCCUCACCCACCUCCACGCCUGGAGGCCGCGAGAGCCUGGUGGACCGCUGGAUCCUCAGCCGGCUGACUGAAGCCGUGCGGCUCAGCAACCAAGGUUUCCAGGCCUACGACUUCCCAGCUGUCACCACUGCCCAGUACAGCUUCUGGCUCUAUGAACUCUGUGACGUCUACUUGGAAUGCCUGAAGCCUAUACUGAAUGGGGCAGACCAGGUGGCGGCCGAGUGUGCCCGCCAGACCCUCUACACCUGCCUGGACGUCGGCUUGCGGCUGCUGUCACCCUUCAUGCCCUUCGUGACGGAGGAGCUGUUCCAGAGGCUGCCUCGGAGGACGCCCCAAGCUCCUGCUAGCCUCUGCGUUACUCCCUACCCGGAGCCCUCAGAGUGCUCCUGGAAGGACCCUGAGGCGGAAGCCGCCCUGGAGCUGGCACUAAGCAUUGCUCGAGUCGUCCGCUCCCUGCGUGCCGACUACAACCUCACCCGGAUCCGGCCCGACUGUUUCCUGGAAGUGGCUGAUGAGGCCACAGGCACCCUGGCAUCGGCUGUGUCAGGCUACGUGCACGCGCUGGCCAGCACGGGUGUGGUGGCUGUCCUGGCCCUGGGGGCUCCCGUGCCACAGGGCUGCGCUGUGGCCCUGGCCUCUGACCGCUGCUCCAUCCACCUGCAGCUGCAGGGACUGGUGGACCCGGCCCGGGAGCUGGGCAAGCUGCAGGCCAAGAGAGGUGAGGCGCAGCGGCAGGCCCAGCGUCUGCGGGAACGGCGCGCCGCCUCCGGCUACCCGGUCAAGGUGCCCCUGGAAGUCCAGGAGGCAGACGAAGCAAAGCUCCAGCAGACAGAAGCAGAGCUCAGGAAGGUGGACGAGGCCAUUGCCCUGUUUCAGAAGAUGCUGUGAUUGCAGCCCUCAUAGCCCCCAGCAGUCCACCAUGGGGAUGGCAGCAAUAAAAUAUUUUGCCACAAAA
Molecule: messenger RNA, 4161 nt
Organism: Microcebus murinus (gray mouse lemur)
Lineage: Eukaryota; Metazoa; Chordata; Mammalia; Primates; Cheirogaleidae
Gene: VARS1
Product: valyl-tRNA synthetase 1
Biological process (GO): valyl-tRNA aminoacylation
Cellular component (GO): cytosol
Molecular function (GO): ATP binding; valine-tRNA ligase activity; aminoacyl-tRNA deacylase activity
Source: RefSeq, a predicted model, not a curated record